This is a messenger RNA of Globicephala melas (long-finned pilot whale), 2314 nucleotides long. RefSeq names its product carbonic anhydrase 7 (gene CA7). NCBI's taxonomy places the organism in Eukaryota, Metazoa, Chordata, Mammalia, Artiodactyla, Delphinidae. Gene Ontology annotation, biological process: regulation of intracellular pH. The record is from RefSeq and is a predicted model, not a curated record. Gene Ontology annotation, molecular function: carbonate dehydratase activity; zinc ion binding.
GAGGCUGCUCCGCGGCAGCGAGCGGGGCCGGAGCCGCAGUCCGAGCGAGCAGAACUGAGCCGAGCCGGCAGGUGCACGGCUGCGGGGACGGCAACAGCAUGACCGGCCACCACGGCUGGGGCUACGGCCACAACGACGGCCCCUCACACUGGCACAAGCUGUAUCCCAUUGCCCGGGGAGACCGCCAGUCACCAAUCAAUAUCGUAUCCAGAAAGGCUGUGUACUCGCCCAGCCUGAGGACAUUGGAUCUUUCCUAUGAGUCCUGCACGUCCCUCAGCAUUGCCAACAAUGGCCACUCUGUCCAAGUGGACUUCAAUGACAGUGAUGACCGAAGUGUGGUGACUGGGGGCCCCCUGGAUGGGCCCUACCGGCUCAGGCAGCUCCAUUUCCACUGGGGCAAGAAGCACAGUGAGGGCUCAGAGCACACGGUGGACGGCAAGUCAUUCCCCAGCGAACUGCACCUGGUUCAUUGGAAUGCCAAGAAGUACAGCACCUUUGGGGAGGCGGCCUCAGCACCCGAUGGCCUGGCUGUGGUUGGUGUCUUCCUGGAGACGGGGGACGAGCACCCCAGCAUGAACCGUCUGACAGAUGCACUCUACAUGGUUCGGUUUAAGGGCACCAAGGCCCAGUUCAGCUGCUUCAACCCCAAGUACCUCCUGCCUGCCAGCCGGCACUACUGGACCUACCCUGGCUCCCUGACAACACCCCCACUGACCGAGAGUGUCACCUGGAUUGUGCUCCGGGAGCCCAUCAGCAUCUCUGAGAGGCAGAUGGAGAAAUUCCGGAGCCUGCUUUUCACCACAGAGGAGGAUGAGAGGAUCCACAUGGUGAACAACUUCCGGCCGCCACAGCCACUGAAGGGCCGUGUGGUCAAGGCCUCCUUCUGGGCCUGAGCUGCCUACCUGCCCAGCCGGCCACUGAAGCACCAUCUUCCCAAGGGCUUCCAUGUCAGCAGACACCAAACCAUCCAAGGCUCCCUGCCUAGGGCUGCUGUGGACCCCACUUCAGCUGGCUUGCUCCUUGGCCACCUGGAGGCUUCUCGAUGGGACCCUCAAGUCGGGGGACACCUUUCAGCUGCCCUGGGGACAGGAAGGACAGGAGCUGAGCAUGGUCCAAGCCUAAGGCUGCCUCUGCUCUCCAACACCCAAAGGCCCCUGGGAACCUCCUCUUGUCUUCCCCGCUGGCAAUGGCAGCAGCCCCACCCUGAGCUCACACUGUGAUGGAUGAGACCAAACUCUCCAGGGCAGGCAGCUGGCAUUGCCAGAAAGACUCAAGCAAUAAUUAGAAGUGGGCAGAGCUGCCCUCUCGGUGUUACCUCUUCUGCAGGCCUCCGCCAUGCACGCACCUCACUGCCAGGCCAUUAAAAUCAGGACCCAGCCUGCUGGAGGUGACAUGACCUUCUCCCUCCAGCCACCUGCCGCCAUAGGCAGGCACUGGCUACAGCUUACGGAGUAUCUCCCUUCGUCCCCACCCAGCCACCAAAGCCACCUACAUGACAGUCCAUCCAUGCACUGAUUAAUAAAUUCAUGCAUUCAUGCAACAAAUACCCGUUGAGUGCCUGUGUUCUGUCAAGUGCUGUUCCAGGCAUCGGGGAGGCCAUGGUGAUGAGUCAAGCACAGGAUGUUGAAAGGGCCGUGGGCACCGAACAGGUGAGGGUGAUACAGAUGGCGGGGCAGGGGCCGUGGGGGCAGAGAAAAGGGGGAGCCUACUUCCCCCACCCUGAGCUCACACUGUGAUGUCCUCAUCUGGUGAAGAAAUUAAAUUCCAACCGGUAUUCCAAGGCAGAGAGAAGGGAACAGCAUGUUUGAGCUCAGGGAAGAGCAGGUGUGCCGGCUCCCAGGUGAGAGCCCAGGGUAUCUGUGGAACAGAGAAGAACGAGUGGGGCUGGAGCCCUGGGGGGAGGGCCUGGGACUCUCUCCCAAGGCUAAUGAGAGUCAGGAAGGAUCUGGAGUAGAGGAGGGGCAGGGGCAGAUGUGCAAAGGCUGGGAGAUCCCUGUAGAGUGUGAGCUGGCAGGUAGGACUGGCAGCAAGAGAAGGUGGUGGCCAGUGGCCAGGAGAAAGAACACAGGGUGGUGGAGGCCGGGAGAAGGGGGCUGGACGAGAGAGACCCAGGAGGUAGAGCCCAAAGAUAGCAUUCGGCUCUCUGCGAGGGUGGAGGGGAGUGCGGGGUGUGUCCCUGGGCGGAGACAGAGGACAGGAAAGCCUGGGCAGCAGCAGACCAGGAUGGACACACAGCUUUCGCGGGGCCCUGAGAGGAGUGCUAGGAAGCUCUGGGGUGGUGGUGUCUGAGCCGAGGAGAGAGGUGGAGGGUAGA